AUUGAAUCACAAGGCCAUGCUAUUACUGAAUCAUCUUCGAAAUUCUACACGCGAUGAUAUUCGUAAUCCUGUUAAAACCGUAUUGAAUUAUCUGAAUUCAUUCGAUGUUUCUGGAGUUUAUGUGCCGACGUCAGCUCACCUUUCGACACAUGGUACAUCACCCCUCAAUUAUCGCUUCGACGGUAUGUCAUCAUCAUACGAUGCUACAGUUUCAGUUGCUCCAUCUUACAUGGAUUCAACACGGCUAUUAAAAUAUCGCUCAUCUCAUUCUUAUGCAGCAAGUGUAUUACCCGGUAACGUGAGCAGCACAUUAAACACUGAAUAUUUUCCUUAUUCUUCCCCAUCGUGUGCUUCCACUAUGCAGCAGGGAUUUGCCCCUCGUCCAGGUGAUCGUUCAAAUCAUCAAGAACAGUUUGCUUCUCUUCCGCGACAAUUUUUCCAGAAAAGUAAAAUAUCGAAUGCAUCAUCUGUUGGAGAUGAUAGUAAUCUGUAUCUUAAGCAGAUGCAAGCUGCUGCGCGGUUUUCUCCAUCUGUCACAACUGUGAAACAUCCUAUUCAUCCAGAACAAAAGAAUUUGAGUUCUUCAACAACGACAACAAGUGGUUUUGUUGCUGAAAGUCUACAAGGUCCUAAUCUGAGUAGUGAGGAAAAUGGUGAUAGCGAUGGAUUGAGAAGCUUGAAUAGGCCUGAUGACCCGUCUUUCGAGGUAGAAGAUAGUGUACGAUGUACACGCUGUACCAGCACGCAAUCGCUCUCGUCACUAUUUCCGGGUGAAAGAAGCACAUGGAACAGUUGUAAUAAUUCCGCAGCUGACAGUAAUCGCCUUUCUCCAGUUAGCGCUACUGAAAUUCCUGAUUCUCCCACUCAAUGUGCACCGUUAGCUGAUUCAACAACACUUUCCGCACGAGAUUUUGAAAGUACCGAAGAAAAUGAAAUGCGGGACGAAGUAAGCAUAUCAAAGGAGGUGCCACUUGAACCUCCUAAGUCAAAUACGAUGCAAUCAACUAAUGGAAAAAAUAGUUCUGUCAGUAAAGACGAUAGAGACGCAAAAGCAAAUACAGGACAGGAGAAUUUAUUAGAUGAUGAUUAUGGGAGUUUUAUGGGUCGCGCUGAUUCUGAGUUGCUAAAUCAGUCAAUUGAAUCUGCGAUGCCGAAGAGAGUGGAAAUCAACGAGGAGUUUUUAGCAGAUAUGAUCGAGCAGGCACAACCAAAGUUAUCUCCGCUGAAACAAUACGGCAGUAUUAGCGGACGCAAUUUUUCAAAAGCUUCUACGGCCAGGGCAUCGAGUGUAAAAAUAGACAGCGAUGAUUUCUUGCUGCAAAGCAUUGCCAGUGUAUUGCCGCAGAGUUCUAGCUCCACACAUGAUAUGUCAGGCAUAGGUUCACCGCCAAAAAAAGCGAGGGCCAUGACGGGCGAUACCGCACGCACGUCAGGUGGCCCUAAACGUACUUCUUAUGCGGUCCUUUCAAAUUCGCACAGUCGUCUCACGCAUAGUUGCUCUGUCCUACGUACAAAGGAAUCAAGGCCGAAUGGUAUAAAUCUGAAAACGAAGCUCGGAAACAGAAUCACUACAUCAAAUUCUGCUGCGUUAUUUGAUGCAGCGUUACGGAGCUCUUUUGUGGAAAGUCCGAAAACUACAGAAAAAGUUCGGGAUGCCUUGUUAUUGGUUCAUCAAGAUAUAAACGAGGAGAGCGACACACUGAGUGAAGACAAUUACAGUCCUCUAACGGAUAACAAUAUGGCUGUUGACAAAAAUGUGCCCCAAGAUAUUGAUGAAGAAUCUCAGACGGAACAGCUCGUAAUAGAUUGCAGUGUUGUGUCAGAAACUACCAAGCAAACUGUUAAACCAGUGCAGAAAGAGAGUUGUGUACAAGCUAGCAUGUCGAUUCCUUUUGGACUGGCUCAUAAAAACGUGGAAAAACAAUCGUCAGAGCAGGAAAUUUUUACACUCCCGGCACCGUUCAGCAACUGUAGUUCACAAAACAGUUCUCCCUGUAAUCCAAUCAUAACAUCGACGCCAAGAAGUUCUUCCAAACUGUUAACUAAAUUCCCUGUGAAAAUACCGAGACAUAAUGUUCUUAUUUCAAAAUCAACGCAGGAGAAAGUUUCUACUUCGAACACAGUCAUUCCGAGAACUAGGAACUCCUGCAACGUUGCUGUGAAAUCAUCAGAGGAUGGUAGAAAUCCACAUCGCGCACGUUCUUUGCCAAGACCUAAACAGUCAGUUUUAUCGAAAGCUAAACCUAUUCCACCAUCUUGCUCACUGCCAAGUUCAAAAAUAACCACACCGCGAGCUGUAACUUGUCGACAUCGAGCAAUUACUUCGGACACUUCUAAUAUAUCUCAGAAUUGUUCUAGUUCGAUUUAUAAAACGAUCAAGCCCCAGGAUGUGCUCAUUCAGGAAUUCGCUAAAAACCGAUCCACAAAAGUAUUACCAUUGAAUCAUAGGAAUGUGAAUGAGAAGACUGUUUCUGUUGCUGUUGUUCCUGAAAAUGAUAGCAUGAAAGAUGCUGUUACAGCAGAUACCGAAAAUGACAGCGGAACGCAGUGUGACAAUCAAUCAGUGGCUGGAAGGAAAAAAACUAUCAAACAAAUGCUUGUAACUACCGUUUAA
This is a messenger RNA of Cercopithifilaria johnstoni, 2614 nucleotides long. The record is from the annotation of a GenBank genome assembly. Lineage: Eukaryota; Metazoa; Nematoda; Chromadorea; Rhabditida; Onchocercidae.